AUGGAGCAAGGGGAGAACCAAUCAGCUGAUAGUUUUGUUGUUUCAUCAUCGGAUAAUAAUGAGUUGGAAGAUUUACCUGUGAAGGAAAGAUGCUUUGAGCAGAGAGAAGCUCUUCCUGAGGAGCCUCGCUGUGUUGUUUGUGGCAGAUAUGGUGAAUAUAUAUGUGAUCAGACUGAUGAUGACAUCUGCAGUAUGGAAUGCAAGACAAUUCUUCUUGCUCGGAUCGCUGCUAAAACAAAGCCAGUAGUAAAAGCAGCAAAGCGUGUGAACCUUCCUUUGGGCGAUGAGAGCUUCUGUAUUAAGGACAUUAAUUUUCCAAAUAUACCUACUUUAGCUGACAGCCGGAUCAGUUCACUGAGGAGUAAACUUGACAUUUGUGUCAAGGGUGAUGCUGUUCCUGAUCCAAUCAUGUGUUUCUCUGCCUGUGGUCUUCCUGAGAAGCUUGUGCACAAUCUUGAGACUGCGGGAUAUUGUAUGCCUACUCCAGUGCAGAUGCAAGUUAUCCCUGCAUCAAUGAGUAAUAGAAGCUUACUUGUUUCUGCUGAGACUGGUUCAGGGAAAACUGCAUCUUUUCUAAUUCCCAUAAUUGCUCAUUGUUCACGAGUAAGAUCACAAGAAUGCACAAGCAAUCAAGGACCAUUGGCUAUAGUUCUUGCUCCAACUCGAGAGCUAUGCCUGCAGGUAGAAGAGCAAGCAAAAGUGCUUGGUAAAGGUUUGCCUUUCAAAACUGCUCUAGUUGUCGGUGGAGAUCCAUUGCCUCAGCAAAUUUACAGAAUUGAAAAUGGUAUUGAGUUAAUUGUUGGCACCCCUGGGAGGCUAAUUGAUCUUCUCAUGAAACACAAUGUUGACCUUACCUAUGUUUCUGUAUUCGUUUUGGAUGAGGUGGACUGCUUGCUGGAGAGGGGAUUCAGGGAUCAGGCCAUGCAGAUUUUUCAGUCACUUUCACACCCACAGGUUAUGAUGUUUUCAGCAACAUUACAUUUGGAAGUUGAGAAGAUGUCUUACUCACUGGCUAAGAAUGUGAUAAGUAUCUCUUGUGGGAACCCAAACAGACCAACCAAAUCAGUUAAACAAGUGGUCAUUUGGGUGGAGUCUAAGAAGAAGAAGCAGAAGAUUUUUGAGAUAAUGAAAAGCAAGCAACAUUUUAAACCUCCUGCUGUUGUGUUUGUGAGUUCCAGAGUCGGAGCUGAUCUGUUGUCUGAAGCAAUUACUGUUGCUACUGGAUUAGAGGUUGUUUCUAUCCAUGGCGAGAAGACAAUGAAAGAGAGAAGAGAGAAUUUGAGAAGGUUUUUGACAGGAGAAGUAUCUGUCGUUGUUUCUACUGGUGUCCUGGGGCGUGGAAUGGAUCUCCUGAAAGUACGUCAAGUGAUAUUGUUUGACAUACCAAAUUCCAUUGAUGAAUAUAUUCACCAAGUUGGAAGGGCAUCUCGGAUGGGUGAGGAGGGUAUGGCUGUUGUGUUUGUGAAUGAGGAGGAUAGAAGGAUUUUCAAAGAGCUUGUUCAGGUUCUGAAGACUGCAGGUGCACCGAUACCCCGGGAACUUGCAAAUUCAAGAUAUACAGCUGGUGUUUAUGUUGGUAGCGAGAGGAAGAGAAAAUUGAGUUCUAGGUCUUGUUCUUGA
Messenger RNA from Miscanthus lutarioriparius, 1620 nucleotides. The record is from the annotation of a GenBank genome assembly. NCBI's taxonomy places the organism in Eukaryota, Viridiplantae, Streptophyta, Magnoliopsida, Poales, Poaceae.